This is a messenger RNA of Macadamia integrifolia, 3305 nucleotides long. RefSeq lists its product as uncharacterized. The transcript has 4 exons. The record is from RefSeq and is a predicted model, not a curated record. Lineage: Eukaryota; Viridiplantae; Streptophyta; Magnoliopsida; Proteales; Proteaceae. The coding region runs from base 799 to 3171 and encodes 790 amino acids.
AAAAAACAAAAAAACUGUUUCAUUUUCUUCAUUUGCAUGGCCUUUCCGACCAAAGGGGAAAAGUGUGAAGUCCAAACUCCAAACUCCAAUGUAUAGAACCUUCAAGUCCGAACUUCGAAUCCCGAAACCGAAGCUCUCACACCAGAGAUUAAGAAUGAUGCAUCUUCAGUGUUGAUAAAUUAGGAGACGACGUUUCCCUUUCUUGGAUUCUGUUGAUUGUUUUCAUUUUUGGGUUCCUUUGUGUUUUCCAUCAUGUGUUGGGUUUGAUCCCUGCUCACUUUUGAACCAUCAGAGACGUCUCUCUGAACCAUUCUUGUCUAGACUUUCAGGUUUGUCAUUCCCUUUAGAGCGAAUUGUGUAAUAUGUUUGUAACUUUGUUCUUUGGAAAAAGGGCCAACCUUUCUGGUAUGAGCUUAUGCAUGCAUUGUGUGAUUAAGUCUCUGAAUGGAGAUGGGUUCUAUUAAUUUUGAAGAUGGUUGAAAAGCGUGGAGCAAUGAAUGUACUUGGGUUCUCAGUAACAGUAACAGCCUCUUGCAGGUGGAUACUAGUUAAUGGGACUUUUGGUUGGGGAAAUUGGAUUGGAAAUCAGUGAACCUAACGCCAGAAGGCACUGGAUGCUUAAGGCAUAAGGUGUACCACUUACAAGUGAUUGUAUGUAGCAUCCAUUUUACCGACUGAUUGAAACUGUAACCCAACAUACUUGGUGCAAGAGCUAAAGACACUGGAUUUUGAAGUCGAAGGAACCACAGUCAGAGCUUGUUAAGGAGAUAUGCUUGAUAUCUUGAUACAUUGUGAGUGAUGGAUGGAAACAUGCUGGAAGCUUUUCGAGAAAAGGAGAUUGCUGAAAUGAUGAUGGUCAGCAACAACUACAGUGGUGCCAGGGACAAGUUACUCAAGGCAAAAGAUCUUUUUCCAUCUCUUGAUAACAUCGCUGGAAUGUUAACUGUUUGUGACAUACUAUGCGCUGCCAAUGUUGGGCUCUCUGGCUAUUCAACAGACUGGUACUGGAUUCUUCAGCUCAAACCAGGGGCAGACGAAUCUACAAUAGAGUCUCAGUAUUGCAAGCUCAUUAACCUAUUGGAACCCAUCAAGAAUGAGUUCCCUGGCACUGUAGCUUCCCUGAAACUCAUCAAGAAAGCAUUCUCUGUUCUCUCUGACCGAGAGAAGCGGGCAGAGUUUGAUAUGAAGAGACUCGGGGAUUGCUGGGCUUAUGGGUCAGAUUUGCAGGAGCAACCUGACAUGGAAGUUGUAAAAGGAAAAAGGGAAGCUAUUUCACAGAGUUCUUCUGGGUGGAUGAAGAUUAGCAGUGAUACUUUUGGUGUAACUAAUGAGUUGAGCUUUCCCAGAAAGCAUCAUAAAGUGAUAACAUCUAAGGGUGUUACUGAGAGUGGGGUCCAGAAUGCUCUAAUAGAUACAGGGAAGGAGGCGGUAAAUAAUAUUAAAACAGAAGCUACUUCACAGAGUUCUUCUGGGUGGAUGAAGAUUAGCAGUGAUACAUUUGAUGUAACUAAUGAGUUGAGCUGUCCCAGAAAGCAUCAUAAAGUGAUAACAUCUAAGGAUGUUACUGAGAGUGGGGUCCAGAAUGCUCUAAUAGGUACAGGGAAGGAGCCCAUAAAAAAUAUUAGCAUUUUUGGUGCGCCUAAAAGUAAAAUUUCUGCACCAGAGACAGAUUCAAAUGGAGGAGCAGGGUCUCGCAGUUCACAAAGAAAUCCAUCACGGUCACUUUGUAAAAUGCCCGACUCAGAUUACUACAACUUCAACAAUAAUAGGAAGGCUGAGGCCUUUUCAGUGGGCCAGGUUUGGGCUGCUUAUGAUCAAGAGAACAUGCCUCGUCGCUACCAUCGGAUCUGUGGCUUUAUCAUGAAACCAUUUCAAUUACGCUUCACAUGCUUGAAACCUAUACCUGGUUGUGCUGAUGAGAAAAAGUGGUGUGCAGUUGGAUUGCCUGUUGCUUGUGGGGCCUUCGAACUUGAUAUGGGUGCAGUGAUGGUGGGGGGAGCAUCAAAAUUUUCCCAUGUGGUCUCUCAGGUUGCAACUGUUACAGAGCAGCCAGUUGAAAUUUAUCCCAGAAAAGGUGAGGUUUGGGCAAUUUAUAGAGACUGGGAACCAUUUGAAUGGUGUAAGGAUCCCAAGACUAGAAAAGGAUACAGAUUGCAGAUUGUUGAAAUAGUCGCAAGUUUUUCAAAGCAAGCAGGUGUGAGGGUUGUAUGCUUGGAGAAGGUAGAUGGAUUCAGGAACAUUUUUCAAAGACACCAAGACAAUGGGAGUAAAUCCUGUUUCCAGAUUCCUGGAACCCAUUCAUAUACUUUUUCUCAUAUUGUCCCUGCCUUCAGAUUUGCAGGUGGAGAGAUGAAUGGAAUUUCUGCAGGGAUGUUUGAGCUGGACCCCUUGGCUGUUCCUGCAGAAUUGGUUCAAGGGAUGGCCAAACCAUUGGGGAAAGAGAAUUCUAGUGACUGUUCAACCUUCACCCAUUCUCCUUCGACCCCUACUGCCAUUAUGUCAGAGCCAGAGGGUGAGGCUUUGAAGUCUAAAUGGACAGCGAAGGAUUUUGUCUCAGAUAAAAUAUGGGCCAUAUAUGAUGGUCCUGAUUCCAUGCCUCGACAAUAUGUGAGAAUAAAGAAUUUGAUUUCCAGGAAUGAAGUUUGUGUGACGCUCUUGAAGCCUUACCCCAUACUUGGCGAUGAGGUCCAGUGGGUCAAAGAAAGUUUACCAUUUGUUUGUGGAUUAUUUCAAACUGAUAGAGUCACUUGCAACUUCCAACUGUCUAGAUUCUCUCAUCUAGUGAAGUGUGAGCGAAGCAAGGAUAAGUCCUUUUACAAGGUUUACCCUAAGAAAGGUGAAAUUUGGGCCAUGUAUAGGAACUGGAACAGCAAAUGGACGAGAUCUAAUUAUAAUGGUUGCUGUUGUAGGAUUGUCGAAGUCCUUUCAGAUUUCUCAGAGGAGUCUGGGCUGAGAGUAGCCAGCUUAGUUGAAGUGACAGGUUUCCUGACUUUCUUUCAAAGGCAAUUAGAUGAUGGUUAUGAGCUUUUGCGGACGGUUUCCACAAGGGAAAUGCUUAGUUUCUCACACCAGAUACCAGCUUUCAUUGUUGCAGGUAGUGAAACCCAUGACCUCCCAAAAGGUUGUUUGCACCUGGAACCUGAUGCAUUACCUUCUAAACUAAGCAACUAGGUCUUAUCAUCCAACCAUGAGUGAUGAUGCUUCUUGUAAAUAAGAAGAAUGAAGUAUAUCAUUCAUUGUAAAGAAAAAAUUGCAUAUUUUGUAUACUGUUUGGUUCUGAUAUUUACCACUACUCCUUUCCCCUC